Molecule: messenger RNA, 1746 nt
Organism: Brassica napus (rape)
Lineage: Eukaryota; Viridiplantae; Streptophyta; Magnoliopsida; Brassicales; Brassicaceae
Product: PTI1-like tyrosine-protein kinase 3
Exons: 4
Coding region: 509-1594 (361 amino acids)
Biological process (GO): protein phosphorylation
Molecular function (GO): ATP binding; protein tyrosine kinase activity
Source: RefSeq, a predicted model, not a curated record
UCGUUAUAUAUCCCUCUGUCCACUUAUUCAAUUCCUCGCGUCUGUUUCUUCUCUCUAAUCUCUAAUUUUUUUUUGGUCAAUCUUCUCUCUAACUAACAAAACACAACAAUAAAACCCAACAUUUUCAUACACAGAUACUCAUUACCCGACACCAAGAGGUAAAGAGAAAAGACAUACUUUACAGAUUAUCAUCGCCGUGGUCUGGCGGUAAGAUUUAUAUCCAAAAGCUUCGAUUUUUUUCCUCCAAAAUCUCUCUCUAGUUUCCAAACUGGUAUUCCUAGAGUAUAUAAUCAGCUCGUGGGUUUGUGUAAAGGUCUUAACUUUAUCAUGAAUCUCGAAUCAAUACGCUAUAUUAGAUCGUAAAUUGUUUCUGUCGGUUUCAAGAAACUUUUUUUUUGGCUCUGUAAUGAUAUGACAUUUUCAGGCGAACGAUACUUCACCAGGCAACUUUGUUCGGCUUGAUAAACCGAGAGCUGUAGACGAUCUUUACAUAGGUAAGAGAGGGAAGAUGCGUAGGUGGUUGUGCUGCGUUUGCCACGUCGAAGAGCCUUACCAUUCUCCUGAAAAUGAACACCUGAGUAGUCCUAAGCGCUAUAAUGAUAAGAAACCACAGGCUGCUGUGAAGCCUGAUGUGUUAAAGGAGCCUCCAGCUAUUGAUGUCCCUGCGUUGUCAUUGGAUGAGUUGAAAGAGAAGACUGCUAACUUUGGAUCAAAGGUGUUGAUCGGUGAAGGAUCAUACGGAAGAGCUUACUACGCAACUUUGGAAGAUGGGAAAGCCGUGGCGGUCAAGAAGCUUGAUAACGCAGCUGAGCCUGAAUCGAACUUCGAGUUCUUGACUCAGGUCUCGAGGGUCUCGAAGCUGCGGAAUGAGAAUUUCGUUCAGCUGUUUGGUUACUGUGUUGAAGGGAACCUUCGUGUUCUUGCUUAUGAGUUUGCUACGAUGGGAUCUUUACAUGAUGUUCUACACGGGAGGAAAGGUGUGCAAGGAGCGCAGCCAGGUCCAGCUCUUGAUUGGAUCCAACGGGUGAGAAUAGCAGUUGAUGCGGCUAAGGGACUUGAGUAUUUACAUGAGAAGGUUCAGCCUGCGGUGAUACAUAGAGAUGUUCGGUCUAGCAAUGUGCUUCUCUUUGAAGAGUUUAAAGCCAAGAUUGCUGAUUUUAAUUUGUCGAAUCAGUCUCCUGAUAUGGCUGCUCGUCUUCAUUCUACUAGAGUUUUGGGAACGUUUGGUUACCAUGCACCAGAGUAUGCGAUGACUGGUCAACUGACGCAGAAGAGUGAUGUUUAUAGUUUUGGUGUGGUGCUUUUGGAGCUCUUGACUGGUAGAAAGCCUGUUGAUCAUACGAUGCCUCGUGGCCAACAAAGUCUUGUCACUUGGGCCACUCCAAGGCUGAGUGAAGACAAAGUGAAGCAAUGUGUUGAUCCGAAACUCAAAGGAGAGUAUCCUCCUAAAGCAGUUGCAAAGCUUGCGGCUGUUGCAGCCUUGUGUGUACAAUACGAAUCAGAGUUUAGGCCGAACAUGAGCAUUGUGGUUAAAGCUCUACAACCUUUGUUGAGGUCAUCAACACCAGCAGCUACUCCACCCCAGGAAACUUAAUCCUUCUAUGUAAUAGUGGGAGAUUGGUUUUGUUUUUAUGUGUUGCCAUAUCAUGCAAAUAUAUUCAUACCAAACAAAUAUAUGUGUUGCUGCCUCUUGACAAUUGUGUGGUGGAGUCAUUUGAUUCUUAUAAUUCUAUUUAUUUGUGAUUA